Messenger RNA from Panonychus citri (citrus red mite), 1730 nucleotides. RefSeq lists its product as uncharacterized. Gene Ontology annotation, molecular function: cysteine-type endopeptidase activity. Bases 174 to 1220 code for a protein of 348 amino acids. The transcript is spliced from 4 exons. Gene Ontology annotation, cellular component: lysosome. NCBI's taxonomy places the organism in Eukaryota, Metazoa, Arthropoda, Arachnida, Trombidiformes, Tetranychidae. The record is from RefSeq and is a predicted model, not a curated record.
GCUUAGGUUGAUUAAUAAAUUACUUUGGUAACUUUUAAUCGUAACCAUUAUUUUCAUUUAGUUUGUUGCUUUUUGUUCAAACACUUUGUUUAUUGUUGAUUGUUAAUCUUUUGAGACAAUCAACUUGAGAUUAUUUUGUUAAUUUAAUAAUAAUCUUGAUAAUCUGAUUAAUCAUGUUUCUUUUGCUGUUAUUGUUUUUAGUUCCUAAUCAGAUUCAUGGAUUUGAUGAGAAAUCGAUUGAUAUAAAUAAACUUUGGUCGUUUUAUAAGAAUGAAUUCCAAAAGUCAUAUAGCUCAGAUCGAGAGGAUAAAUAUCGGCUCAACAUUUUCGCUCAAAAUUUGGGAACAAUCAAUUCUCAUAAUGAUCGAGCUGCUAAAGGAUUGGAAUCAUUUACCAUGGGGAUCAAUAAGUUCAGUGAUUUGACUUUUAAUGAGUUUUCAUCUAAAUAUCUUGGUGGUCGAUUCCGAACUAAAUGGUUAUUGGAUGCACCGAUUCAACAUGUCGCCGAUCCUAAUGAAUCUCUGCCCGAUUUGCUUGAUUGGCGAUCAAUCGGAAUCGUAGGAUCAAUCAAAGAUCAGGGAGCUUGUGGUUCUUGUUGGUCAUUUUCAACAGUUUCGUCCAUUGAAUCAGCUUAUGCACAGGGAACUGGAAUCAAUAAGACUUUCAGUGAGCAAAAUCUCAUGGACUGUUCAUGGCUCGAGGGUAAUUUGGGCUGUAAUGGAGGUUGGAUGCCCGAUGCUUAUCGAACCAUCACUCGAAUGGGCGGUAUCAUGACAUCUUCCGACUAUCCUUAUGUUGGACGUGACUCAAUAAUCUGCAAAUAUAGCCAAUCGAAAGCAGUAACUACUGUUACCAACUAUGCUUCCGUUUCCGGUGUUUCCAACAUGAAGAGCGCUGUGGCAAAAAACAAUGUCGCUGUAGCUAUGGAAGUGGACAAUAAAUUUCAGCACUACAAGAGCGGUGUUUUCGCAUCAAAUGGCUGUCGAAACUCAUCUCAAGCCCUUAAUCACGCUGUUAAUUUAGUUGGCUAUGGAAAGGCCACUAUUCCCGUUACACCAAGUAACACAACUCGAGACGGAGAAACCACCGAGGUUGAUUAUUGGAUCUUACGAAAUAGUUGGAGUACCAAUUGGGGUGAUAAUGGAUAUGCAAAGAUUCAAACUGGUCAAUGUGGUAUCGAAAUGGCCGGUUAUUAUCCGAUUGUUAAAUUACAUUGGUAAAUUGUUACAAUCAAAUCAAUCAACUAGAUUAUCUGAACUCAUUUUGCAAACAACAAACGCAAAAAGUUAUCAUUUGGUCAACGAUAUUUACCAUAGACUCGAGCAUUGGUCAACCUAUCUGAUUGUACUGAAUUGAGGGCAACAAUUAAAUCAUAAAUUAAACAGAAAAAUGGGAAAUUUGUCAAUCAUUUAUCAUUAACUGUUUUAGAUUUUAUAAUUAAGCAAUUUCUAAAAAAAUGAUUCUAUUCAUUUCCCUAAAUUAAUUAAUAUUUACAACAGGUAAUAGUUUGAUCAUCACAUUCAACCCAUGAAACUCAUUGGUGAAUUCAAAGUAAAUCGUGAAUCGAUUUUCAUGAUAUUAGCUGAAUUUAUUACCGAAAUCAGUUAAUAGUCGUAAUUAUAAUUUUCAAUAAUAACAAUUAAAAUUUCAUCUUAAAUGUUUCCAAUUGAAGUUACCUUAAUGUUGCCCAACUGUAAUAACUGACCUUUCGUUUCUUGACCAAUUGAUCG